AUGUUCACCGAUCAAGUGGAGAGAAUGAAGAUAAUGGGGCGAUGGUUCUCGCGGUUGCGGAAGCGGCGCAAAUGGGAUAGGUUACGACAAGGUGGUGGAGGCGAUGACUGCGGCGGAGAAGAGAGAUUGGGAACUGAGGGUGAGGCCAGCGAGGACGGUUCACAGUGGCGGUUUAGUGGUGGCGCUGAUGGGUCGUGGCGUAGAGUGAGGGAGAGUGGGGCGCGGUGGUUAGUGGAGGUUGGGGAGAGGUGGCUUGCCGGUGAGAGGAAUAGCCAAUGGUGGGUGCUGCAGGAUGAAGAUGGAAUGGCUAGGAAGCGGUGGUGUGCGGUGUGGGUGAGAAGGGUGGAGGUGACGGGUGAAAUGGGGAUAAGUAGUUUGAAGAGUGGGCCCACGAGAUGUGGGGAGAAGCUUGAGAAUGUGAGGUGA
This is a messenger RNA of Sphenostylis stenocarpa, 426 nucleotides long. Lineage: Eukaryota; Viridiplantae; Streptophyta; Magnoliopsida; Fabales; Fabaceae. The record is from the annotation of a GenBank genome assembly.